This is a messenger RNA of Cydia strobilella, 5229 nucleotides long. Its product is annotated as zinc finger protein 845-like. Gene Ontology annotation, molecular function: DNA-binding transcription factor activity, RNA polymerase II-specific; RNA polymerase II transcription regulatory region sequence-specific DNA binding. Gene Ontology annotation, biological process: regulation of transcription by RNA polymerase II. The transcript has 7 exons. NCBI's taxonomy places the organism in Eukaryota, Metazoa, Arthropoda, Insecta, Lepidoptera, Tortricidae. Bases 224 to 3256 code for a protein of 1010 amino acids. The record is from RefSeq and is a predicted model, not a curated record.
GGUUAUUUAUGUUGUGUUUGUACGAAUUAGUCGUUUUUUGUUUGUAAAGAAAAUUGCAUGUCAAUUUCGCUUUAAAAUGAAAUAGUUGCACCAGCGCGAGUUGUCUACAAUACGUAUUUUGUUGUUUUUGCCACGUAAAUAAAUAUACUUUCGCUUUCGUUGACUGUUCGAAGCCGUAGCGAGAAAGGUCCUCACCGUUAUCAGCUUGUUAGCACACAGCAACAUGUCAAUAGAGACAGUGUAUGUGAAGAUGGAGCCAGGUGAGGUGUGUGUGAAGAUGGAGCCCGGAGAGGUGCGUGUGAAGGAGGAGCCGGAGUGGGAGGACAGUGCCUGGCAAGGAGUGAUCGCGGGGGCUGGACUGUAUGAUGAUCAUGUGGUCAAAGACGAGCUUGUGCUGGGCCCCGAGGAGCGGCACCGCCCUAAAGUGCUCCCAUUACAAGUCUGUUCGGAGAGUAGCGCCGCCCGCGCCAGGGAACAGCUCGCGAUGGCGUGUACCGUGGUGCUCGAGCGCCUCCGCGACGACGCGACUUUUCACAGUGAAGACAAACGAUAUGCCUGCGAACACUGUGGCAAGGGUUUCAGAAACAAGUCUAUUUUAAGAAAACAUAUUCAACACACGCACUUAUCGACCGGACAAAAACCAUUUGCUUGCGACUUUUGUAUUUCUACGUUUCAAACCGAAUCGCUUGUAAUAGAACACGAGAAAACUGAACUUCGUUUUACAAAUUUCAUGUGUGCUGAAUGUGUGUAUACAACAAGUUCCAAGAAAAGUUUGGAGACGCAUUUAAAAACUCACGCUUUGGAGAAGAGUUACACAAGCUCGUGUAAAAGUAAUUUACACAAACACCAAACAGUUUACAUUAAUGGAAAACCUUUUAACUGUAGUGACUGUGAUUUCAAAUGCAGAGUUGAAUCAAACCUGCGACGUCACCAGAAGAUGCACAACCGGAGGCACCAGAGAAUACUCACUGGAAAACAGCCUUACAAAUGUAGUCAUUGCGACUACAAGUGCAGUGCUAGUUCUAUGUUACGAAGACACGAAAGGACACAUACUGGCAAGAAGCCUUUUACGUGCAGCCACUGUGAUUACAAAUGCAGUCAGAAAACAAACUUAAAAGCACACCAUUGGAUACAUACUGGAGAAAAGCCUUACAAAUGUAGUCAUUGCGACUACAAGUGCAAGUUUAGGUCAAACUUACAACAACAUGAAAGGAUACAUACUGGCGAGAAGCCUUUUACGUGCAGGUACUGUGAUUACAAAUGCAGCUUUAGGUCAUUGUUACAAACACAUGAAAGGACACAUACUGGCGAAAAGCCUUUUCAAUGUAGCCACUGUGAUUACAAAUGCAGUCAGAAAACACACUUAAAAAAACACCUGCAGAGGAUACAUACUGGAGAAAAGACUUACAAAUGUAGUAAUUGCGACUACAAGUGCAACAGUAGGUCAAAGGUACUACAACAUGAAAGGAUACAUACUGGAGGAAAGCCUUACAAAUGUAGUCAUUGCGACUACAACUGCAACCGUAGGCCAGACUUACGUAGACAUGAAAGGACACAUACUGGCGAGAAGCCUUUUCAAUGUAGCCACUGUUAUUUCAAAUGCGGUGAUAAAUCCCACCUACGACUUCACCAUAUGACACAUACUGGCGAGAAGCCUUUUCGAUGUAGCCACUGUGAUUACAAAUGCCGUAAUAAAUCCAACCUACGACGUCACCAGAAUAUGCAUACUGGGACGAAGCCUGAAAACGUAGCAAUAGCGACUACAAUUCUAGCUACUUCGGGAUCUGUACAUUCUAGCGCCAAUUGUUUUAGACACCUACAACUGAGGAAGGCAGCGGCCGCCGUGCCGUACGUAACGGUCCUCACCGUUAUCAGCUUGUUAGCACACAACAACAUGUCAAUAGAGACAGUGUAUGUGAAGAUGGAGCCGGGAGAGGUGUGUGUGAAGAUGGAGCCCGGAGAGGUGCGUGUGAAGGAGGAGCCGGAGUGGGAGGACAGUGCCUGGCAAGGAGUGAUCGCGGGGGCUGGACUGUAUGAUGAUCAUGUGGUCAAAGACGAGCUUGUUCUGGGCCCCGAGGAGCAGCACCGCCCUAGAGUGCUCCCAUUACAAGUCUGUUCGGAGAGUAGCGCCGCCCGCGCCAGGGAACAGCUCGCGAUGGCGUGUACCGUGGUGCUCGAGCGCCUCCGCGACGACGCGACUUUUCACAGUGAAGACAAACGAUAUGCCUGCGAACACUGUGGCAAGCGUUCAAGAAACAAGUCUAUUUUAAGAAAACAUAUUCAACACACGCACUUAUCGACCGGACAAAAACCAUUUGCUUGCGACUUUUGUAUUUCUACGUUUCAAACCGAAUCGCUUGUAAUAGAAUACGAGAAAACUGAACUUCGUUUUACAAAUUUCAUGUGUGCUGAAUGUGAGUAUACAACAAGUUCCAAGAAAAGUUUGGAGACUCAUUUAAAAACUCACGCUUUGGAGAAGAGUUACACAAGCUUGUGUAAAAGUAAUUUACACAAACACCAAACAGUUUACAUUAAUGAAAAACCUUUUAACUGUAGCGACUGUGAUUUCAAAUGCAACUUUAGGUCAUUGUUACGAAAACAUGAAAGGACACAUACUGGCGAGAAGCCAUUUCAAUGUAGCUACUGUGAUUACAAAUGCAGUCAGAAAUCAAACUUAAAAAAACACCUGCAGAGGAUACAUACUGGAGAAAUGUCUUACAAAUGUAGUAAUUGCGACUACAAGUGCAACAGUAGGUCAAACGUACUACAACAUGAAAGGAUACAUACUGGAGGAAAGCCUUACAAAUGUAGUCAUUGCGACUACAAGUGCAACCGUAGGCCAGACUUACGAAGACAUGAAAGGACACAUACUGGCGAGAAGCCUUUUCGAUGUAGCCACUGUGAUUUCAAAUGCCGUAAUAAAUCCAACCUACGACGUCACCAGAAGACGCAUACUGGCGAGAAGCCUUUUACGUGCAGGUACUGUGAUAAAAAAUUCAGUCAGAAAGCAAAUUUAUUUCGGCAUCAGAUAAUACAUACUGGGGUGAAGCCAUUUCAAUGUAGCCACUGUGAUUACAAAUGCAGUCAGAAAACAAACUUAAAAACACACCAGAGGAUACAUACUGGAGAAAAGCCUUUUCAAUGUAGCCACUGUGAUUUCAAAUGCGGUGAUAAAUCCUACCUACAACGUCACCACAAGACGCAUACUAGGACGAAGCCUGAAAACGUAGCAAUAGCGACUACAAGUGCAGCCUGAAACAGCACCUGCGAAGACACCAGAUGAUACACACGGAAGAGAAGCCUUGUAGGGAACGUUCACGUUGGAGGGUAUGGAGGCGAAGUGGUCAGACAUGUGGCUUCCAAGCCGGAGGUCGUUACUCUAACUCCAGACACCACCGACUUUUUCAGGACUUUUGUAUGUACGAAACAGCAUUUGAUAUGUAGGUACGAGUUGGUUUGGCGUUUGCUUGCUGAAGGAAAAUAUCGCGAGGAAACCAGCAUAAAGUAAAUGGCUGGCGUGAGGACGAUUGUAGCUCAAACCCCCUUGUACAAUGAUAACUUUGUUCAAUAAAAGAAAACAUCAGUUAUCUACAAAUGAAAUGAAAUGAAAUGAAAUAUAUUUAUUUGCAUUAAGUGUGGUAACAUUCAUGGUCAUAAUAUGUAAAAUUAGAUCACACACUUAGCUAAUAAUAAGCAUGCAAAAAAAAUUUUUUUAAUGCCUAAACUAUACAGACUAACAACUAUAGGUAUUUAAAAUAUUUACAAACAUGCCAUGAUUUAAAAAUUAAAUUAAUACAACAUUAUAUUACAAAUUUCAAACAUAUUGUUCAUGUUAAAUGCUAAAUAAAUAAAUAAGGACAACACAUUUUAUUCAUCGUUAUAAGAUUCUAUAAAUUCAUUCAAUGUAUAAAAACAUUUUUCUUUCAACCAUUUAAAUAGAUGCCGCCUAAAAUGGGUUAUCGAUGGUUGUUGUCUUAUUUCGAGAGGUAAAUUGUUAAAUAUUUUUAUUGACAUAGAGUGACAAUUUUUCCUCUGUAGCGCGCUUCUACAUCUCGGCAUAACUAAUUUUGUAGGAUCUCUGGGUCUGAGCCUAGGGUGUGUACUAACCGUUGUAUAUAAAUGAGAAUUUGUGUAUACAAAUAUUGCGAUUUCAAAAAUGUAUAAUCCAGUGAGAUUCAAGAGGUUAAAUUUUUUAAACAAAGGCCCACAUGGUUCCAGACGUCCUUUCCCACUUAUAGCUCUUACACAUUUCUUUUGGACUAAGAACACUUGCCCUAUAUAGCUCGCAUUACCCCAAAUUAUUAGACCAUACCGUAAUUGAGAUGCAACAUAACCAUAGUAUGCUGUUAGGGCAACUUUUUCACCAGCAACCCGGUUUAAUUGUCUUAAGACAUAUGUGAAUUUUUCUAAUUUGGUGCAAAUGUUGUCUAAAUGGUAUCUCCACUUACAAUGACUGUCUACCAAAAUACCUAAAAAUUUGGUGACUUAUACCUCUUCAAUAAUUUCAUCUUUACAAUGAAUAUCUAACUUCGGAGUUUGUGUUCGUAUAUUGAAGAACUGAAUAUAUUUCGUUUUGUUUAUGGUUACUAACAAAUCAUUGUCUUCCAGCCAAUUACAUAUAGAGUCAAUAGCAAGAUUUAUAUUAUUCAUAAAAGCAUUGUCAUUAAUGUCAUUAGAAAUUACGAUUGAAAUGUCAUCUGCAAAUAAAACUGUCUUAUGAUUACAUACUCUUGGAAGGUCAUUUAUAUAUAGUAAAAAUAGCAGCGGGCCUAAUACACUGCCUAGUGGCACACCUGACUCAUUAAUUUUAUGUGAUGACCUGUAUUGAAUUACUUCAUUAUUUUCGUCUAUUCUGCUUAACUCUACACACUGUUCUCGUGAAAGGAAGCUUUGGAGCCAAUCUAAGGCAUUUCCUCUUAGUCCAUAUUUUUCACACUUAGCCAACAAGAUAUGAUGAUUCACAAAAUCAAACGCCUUGCUCAUCUCGAAAAAAACACCUGUUAGGUGUUUACCCUUAUCUAUCUCUUCAGUUAUAUUUCUUAUUAAUGAAUAGCAAGCUAAAGCGGUUGAUUUUCCUUUUUGAAAGCCGUUUUGCUCCUCAGACAUAAAUUUAUGCCUAUUACAAAAUUCCGGCAAAGGGUUAAAAUUUAGCUAAGCCUUAGGUUUGUCAUUAACGAACAGAAUGAACAAUCCUGUUUUUAUAGAUAUAGUUUAAAAUAAAAUGCUAUU